AUGUUAAGGUUUUAGAAAUUAGGAGAAGAUGAAUAAGCUCGUUUGGAUCAAGAAAGCCUUAAACAAAAAAAGGAAUUAUUAAAAUAAGAAUUUGAACACUAGGAAGAAAUAAGAAAAUAUGACAACCUCUCGAUAGUUUCAUCUAAUGAUUUUAAAUUUAAGGCAGAAUUAGAUAAAUUGCAAAGCUCAAAUAAAAGAAAAUAAUAAGAAUUAGAGCUUCUGUUAAAAUCAGGACAAAAUAAAAAAAAAUAUAAAACAGGAACUUCUUAGAUGCAUACUUCCACUAAUGGAAACGGUGUUAUUCAUUCUAUAAAUAAUCAUCAUUCUGACCCAUUAUUUGAAACAUUUAGCGAAAAUGUGAAUCUUAAGUUAUUAGAUUUAGAACAAAGAGAUUAAUAUAUUGAUUCAUUAAAAUUAUAGGAAUCUCGUUAUGAAAAUUUAAUUUUAGAAGAGUAAGAGAAAAGUGAGUCUUUAUAAAAGAUUUUAGUAGAGAUUGAAAAAUCUAAAUUGAUUUAACAAUAAAAAUGUGAAGAAUUAUAAAUUAUACUAAGUAAAGCUGGAAAGAGAUUUAGCAAUACUGAUGCAGUAAAAUUAAUGGCAGAGAACAAAAAGUUUUUAAGUAAAAAAAACCUUUAAUCUAUAAAAAAUGAAUUUGGCUAAAUGAAGCAAAUGCAAGACACAUACAAACAUUCAUAAGAAAAUAAAUAAUAAUAAUUACAAAAAAUACUAUAUGUUGGCGAAGAAAAUAUUGGGCAUAAUGUUUUGAAAAUAGAAGAAGCAGAACGAUUUAUAGAUAUAUAGAAUAAAGAGUUUGAAAUUUUAGAAGAGAAAAAAUAAAAUUAAUUAAAAAAAUAAUAAGAAAGUAGAUAUAUUCUUACAUAUAUUGAAUUUUUUGAAAUAUUUGAAUAAAUAUUUAUGAAUAAGGAUUAACCAAAUGAAAUUAGAUUAGUUGAUUAAUAUAGUGUUAAUGAAGAAUUAUUAUAAAAAUGGAAUCAAAAUUAAUAAAUUGAUAAUUAAUAAUAAGAAUAAGAAAUAAAUUUUGAUAGAAAUGAAUUGUUAUCUCAAAUUAACAAAUUUUAUUAAGAAGAUGAAUAAAGAACUUAAUAUAUUCUUGAUUUUAUGUUAGAGAAAUAUUGGCAUCUUUAGUAAGAGUUAACAAAAAAAAGUAUUUCCUAUGAAAAUCUCUUAAAGUAGAAAGAAGUACUAUUAGAUGAAAUCGAAAAUCUAGAUUUUGAAUUAUUAGAAUUAAUGUAGAAAAAUCCAAAUUUAGAUAUUCAUGAAUAAUCUCUAGUAGCUGAAGAUGCUGGUUUAAUGAAUAUAAAAAAUGUUACAACUACUUUAAAUAUUAAAAAAAUGGAAGUAGAGGAACAACCUGAAUAAGUUGUAUGGAUAAAGGCGACAAAAACUUAAGGAUUAUUAAUGAAUUUUUAAUUAGGGUUAGCUGAAUAUUUACAUAGAAUUUAUUAAAUUAUUUAAGCAAUAGAUUAAAAAAACAAAGAAAAUAAAAAAUUUAAAUAUACAAAUAUAAAUAAUGAAAUAAAUGGAAUAAACUUGUUGAUAUCAAAAAUAUAUAAUAUAAGUAAAAAUUCGAAUUAAAAUAAUGAGUUGAAUUAAUAACAUUUAAACUAAUUUGCGAUACAUAAUAUUGUGGUUGAUAUAUUCCCUAAAUUUAAAGAAUAUGAAUUAAAUCAAAUUAGUUAAUAUUUCUAUAUAUAAAGUAAAACAGAUUAAAUUUUAUGGUUUAAUUUAAGCGUCGAAAAUUUAACAAAUUUUUUAAAAUCUUAAGAGAAUACAACAUUAUAAAAAUUGUUGAGUCCAGAAAUAAUAAACGAGUUCAGAGAUUAAUUAAUUGAAAUCUUUAAAUAUAAUUUUCAUAAAUUAUUUGAGUAUUAUUAAACAAUGUAUAAGAAAAUAAGAGAUAUUAGUUAAGAUUUAUUUUAACAUUUAAAAGAGAUUAACCCAAAAUUCGAUAUAAAAAAAUUGUCAAAAUUAUUAUUGAGAGAAGGUUAAGAUAUUUAAUCAGCAAAAGAUUUAAUUAUAAAAAGAAUGAUGGAAUAUAAAACAGGAGAAAAUAUACCUUUUAAUAGUAAAAAUGAUUUGUAUAAAAUAUAAAACACAAGACCAAAAACAGAAGAGGAAUAAAUUUAGAGUGUAUCUUAAUAAUAAUAACAAUAAUCCGAUCAAUAAGAUCCUUCUUUAUUAUUUCCAAAAAGAUAAAGAUUGGAUGAUGAAAAAUUAUCUUAAAUAUAAACAUUUUUUAGAGCAAAGAUAAGAGAGAAGAAUGAAUAAUUAAGGGAUUAGAAAAAUAAUGAUACAAUUUCAACAAAAGAUAGAUAAGGAAGUAAUAUAGAGUAAUAAAACUCUGAAAGUAUCUCGAUGAUUAAAGGUGAAAAUAAGAUGAAUAGAGCAAAAUCAAAAAAAUUGGUUGAAAGUAAAACAGCUCGAAAUUUAUAAGAUGAUUUAGAGUAAGAGAGAAGUUUAUUAAAAGCAUAAAUAGCAGCUGAUCUAUUGAGAUUAAAAGAAGAAUAAGAAAGAAAAGAUAAACCAUUAAUGAAAGAGUAAUAAAAUGAAAUUAAGGUUCAAAUUAAAUAAGCAACUGAAAGAUUAUAUGGAGAAAGAUAAUACACAGUUUAGAUCAUGAGAAAUAUGGCAUAAACAACUGGAAUUUUAAGUGAUAUUAAUCAAUUAGAACAUUUCUCUUCUAAAAUAGAAUCUCCUUAAUUAGUUGGUUAAUUUGUCAUUCAAAGAAAAAAUUUACAUAGAAAUCUAAACAAAGAAUUAGGUUUACCAACUUUAUCUUAUUUAAAACCUACUAGUGCCUAUUUUUCAAGGAGAAAUCAAUCUUCUGAAUAAAUUAAGGCUAUGGAUUAUAAAAGAUAUUAUGAAAUAGAAAAUGGAGUAAGUUCAAGACCUUACACAUAAUAUUAAUCAAGUCGUAAGCCAUAUACUAAUUCAAAUAAUAAUAGCUCUAGAAAAAGAAUAAAUUAAAAUCAAGAUGAAUUAAAAAAUAAAUAUUCAGGUAGAACAAGAGUGACUAACAAUAAUGAAUCUAUGAAUACAUACCCUGUACCAUAAGAAAUAUUUCAAUAUGAAUAUCCUAAGUCACUUUUGGUACCAACAGCAUCGUGA
Molecule: messenger RNA, 3129 nt
Organism: Paramecium sonneborni
Lineage: Eukaryota; Ciliophora; Oligohymenophorea; Peniculida; Parameciidae
Source: the annotation of a GenBank genome assembly